Molecule: messenger RNA, 2391 nt
Organism: Thermothielavioides terrestris NRRL 8126
Lineage: Eukaryota; Fungi; Ascomycota; Sordariomycetes; Sordariales; Chaetomiaceae
Exons: 1
Coding region: 1-2391 (796 amino acids)
Source: RefSeq, a predicted model, not a curated record
AUGGCGACCAACCCACAAGCAUUCUACUGCCUGUGGCAGAACGAGAACAUCCGCGAGAGGCUCUUCGAGCUCCUGUCCAAGCAGGACAUCUGCGCGGUCAGACUGGCCAACUCGGCCUGUUGCAACCUGGUCACCAAGCGGCUUUUCCUUCGAACCCACUUGACCUUCACGGCGAACAGCUUCACGAAGGCUAGCAGGCUGGACGCCCUCUCGCGCAUCGGCCACCACAUCGAGCACCUGACCUUCUACUUCCCUCAUUCCAACGCCACCUUCCUGCCUCCGCUGAUCCACCCGCAGUCAGGGGAAGAGAUCUCCUUCAUGUAUAGCCCGCCCACGUCUGCCAAAGCCGUCCUGACGAGACGGAAGUAUGGCAACUCGGAGUUGGGCGAGAUCCUGACCCAGCAAUACCCGCCCCUUUUCCACGCCGCUACGCAUGUGCCCUCCUUCAUUAGCGCAAUGGAGCAGAUGACCAACAUGCGGCAUCUCACCAUCAAGACGCCCGGACAGGACCCCAGGGAGCGAUAUCGCCGGAGCAUUGUCGACUACGCGCUGAUCAGCUUGCGCAUCUCACUGGAGCGCGCGCCCCUCACGAAGCUAUCGAAGCUCUCGCUGUCGGGGGUCCAUCCGUCUGCGUUUCAGUACCUCCGCCAUGUCCCGGGCAUGGGCGCAUCUCCGUCCGCGGCACUGCGCUGGCGCCAGAUUCGGAAACUAUAUAUCUCGGCCGAGUCAUGGGACUUCUACGGCCCUUCGCCCGGCCUGGACCAGCUCAGGAUCAUCGAAGACUACAUCCGAGCCUUUGCACCCCAGCUCGACAAGUUCUCCUUCACCUGGCUCGGUCGCAGGGGCCCAUGCCCCAUUGCCCUGUCCGACGACCCGCUCUUUGCUCCGCCGCGGAGCAGCAAGAAGCUCUUCAACGAGGUCACCAGCCCCAUGUCUCCCCUGCCGCCGCGGCCGUCGCCCAGGAUGUUGGCCAUGCCCCGUCUCCGGUCCAUGUCGGUGCGCAAUGCAACCAUGAACGUCCAGCAGCUGCGCGUCCUCGUUGCGAGCCACAAGCACACGGUGCGCGAAUUCGAUUUCGAGAACGUGGCGCUCAUCCGCGGCGGCAGCUGGGACGAGGCGCUCGCUCCGCUGACGGAGAACGGGAGCAGCGACGCCUGGUCGCGCCAUUCCGUGGGUGCCAGCGAUAGCAGGCCCGGCACGGCGCGCUCCAAUUCGUCCGGGUCCGCAGUGGUUAGCUCCGUCGACGACGAGCAGCUCCCAGCCUCGUCGGCCGCCGCCGAGGCGGCGAGCCGGGAGCUGUUUGAAGUCGACUUGGAGGGUAUGGUGUUCGGCGGCGCGAACGACGUCGAGGCGUUCGAGGCUGGCGUCGAGGAGUGGGCGCGCGGCGUUAGUGCUGCCGCGCAGCAGAGCAGCCGGCCCAACUCCUCCGGAGACAAGACAGAAGACGACGGCGGCUUGGCGUCUGAUAUCGAGGCCGCGAAACAGGCGAGCCAAGGGUUUACCACCAAGCUGAAGAAGCGGCGCAUCCGCAGAAAAUCGCGGAAACACAAUGGAGAAGAAGCCGUCGAAGAGGAAGGCCGGCGCAGCAGGGACGACCGGGUGAGCGAGCGCCGCAGCGACACCCACAGUCACCACAGCCAUCACAGCCAUCACAGCAGGAGUCACCACAAACAUUCUCGCAGCGAAGACACCAGUGACCGGCUCUCUAGCAGGGAUUCUCAUAGGCGACACGGGCGCCACCGCCGGCACCACUCAGAGGAGAUGGUGGAGAUCCCGUUCAUGCCCGAAGUCAUCGGCACAGAUGACGAGGCUUACCAGCCACCGGCGACGCCGCGGCCCAAGAUGGACAUCAGCGUGCCCAUCCUGAACCCGGAGCCGCUGCCCGUGAUGCUGCAACCGACGGUAUACGACCCGUCAGCUAGACACGGCCCGCUGACGAGAACGCCGGACGCGUCGCCGUCGUCUGACGACGGGCUCUCCUCGGCCCAGCGCUCCAUCGAAGCCGACCUGCUCGCCGAGGCCGAAGAGGCCGCGGCGCGGGCCUCGGCCCUCAAGCGCGCCAAGGAAGCGGUCAUCACCAAGCUCUCCCGCGAGUUCUCCAAGCGCAAGGCCGACGGGAGCGACGCGCGCAACAAGGAAUCGGCCGCCGCCGCCGCCGUCGCGGCCGGGCUGUCGGCGCUCAGCUUCGGCAUGAACCUGCCCGCGCAUCACAACCACCACCACCACCACCACCACCCCCGCGGCCUGAGCUGCGCCUCGUCAUCAAGCGUGGCCUACCGCCUCCGCGAGGGCUUGUUCGGGCGCAGCAUGGCCCAUGUUGCCGUCGCGCCCGACCACCGCAGCCUGGAGAGCCAGAGCGCGUUGGUGCCGCUGAUAUUAAGUCGGUCCUAG